AUGGAGAACAGCGAGAUCAAGCACUUUGUACUUGUACAUGGAGCCUGCCAUGGAGCAUGGUGUUGGUAUAAGGUGGCAAGUUUGUUGAAAUUCUCAGGUCAUAAGGUCACAGUCCUGGACCUAGCUGCUUCUGGGAUCCACCCAAAGCAGGUGCAUGAAGUAAAGUCAUUUUCGGAAUACGUCGAGCCUUUGAUGGAAUUCAUGGCGUCUCCGCCAUUAAUGGAGGAAAGGGUGGUACUUGUCGGCCACAGCUAUGGAGGUCUCUGCAUAUCUGUUGCCAUGGAAAAGUUCCCCGAGAGAGUCUCUGUUGCAGUGUACGCCGCUGCCUUUAUGCCUAGUCCCGACUUGAGAGAGUCUCUGUUACAGGAG
Messenger RNA from Juglans regia (Persian walnut), 369 nucleotides. Its product is annotated as methylesterase 10-like. Lineage: Eukaryota; Viridiplantae; Streptophyta; Magnoliopsida; Fagales; Juglandaceae. The annotation marks the transcript as partial. The record is from RefSeq and is a predicted model, not a curated record. The transcript has a single exon. Gene Ontology annotation, biological process: salicylic acid metabolic process; jasmonic acid metabolic process. Gene Ontology annotation, molecular function: methyl salicylate esterase activity; methyl indole-3-acetate esterase activity; methyl jasmonate esterase activity.